Messenger RNA from Scleropages formosus (Asian bonytongue), 1407 nucleotides. RefSeq names its product claudin 8.1 (gene cldn8.1). The record is from RefSeq and is a predicted model, not a curated record. Gene Ontology annotation, molecular function: structural molecule activity. Lineage: Eukaryota; Metazoa; Chordata; Actinopteri; Osteoglossiformes; Osteoglossidae. The transcript has a single exon. Bases 35 to 823 code for a protein of 262 amino acids. Gene Ontology annotation, cellular component: membrane; bicellular tight junction.
AGCAGCUCAGUGUGGGGCAAAGCGUUCUGGGAGAAUGGCCAACUCAGUCCUUCAGAUCGCUGCCAUGUGCCUGAGCCUUCUGGGCCUGAUCGGGGCAUCUGCUUCCACAGGGAUGCCCAUGUGGAAGGUGACGGCCUUCAUUGGAGAGAAUAUCAUCGUCAUGGAGACACGCUGGGAGGGUCUGUGGAUGAACUGCUACAGGCAGGCCAAUAUCCGGAUGCAAUGCAAGGUAUAUGACUCUCUGCUAUACCUUCCACCAGACCUCCAAGCUGCCAGGGGCCUCAUGUGUUGUGCUGUAGCAUUGGCCUGUAUUGGCAUACUGGUGGCUAUAGCUGGCAUGCAAUGCACCUCCUGCAUUCGUAGUGGCGACCGCUCAAAGCGGAUGAUACUCAUUGUGGCAGGAUGUAUGAUUAUCAUAGCCUGUGUGUGCGUCCUCAUCCCUGUCUCCUGGACAGCACAUGUGAUUAUCCAAGAUUUUUACAACCCGUUGCUGAUAAAUGCACAACGUCGUGAGCUGGGUGAGUCACUCUACAUUGGAUGGGUUUCUGCUGCGCUACUCUUUGUUGGCGGCUGCAUGUUUGCCUGUUCCAGCUCCUCUGGAGAAAAGGACUUUGACAAGCUGACAUACUCUCAAAGCAGCCAGUACAUACCUUAUCAACCACAGGUGCUUCCGGCUCCACUGGUGAGCUAUGGAUACCUCUCCCGCCAGCCAUCUAUGCAGCCUUCGAUUCACCCAUCCAUCCAGAUCCAUCCAUCCAUGUACCCUGCUGUACAACUCUCCAGACAUCCCUCAAGUGCACGGAGUGCUAUUGCAUACCUCUGAGGUCAUUGCUAUGCAUUGGAGAGCAAUGAAAGUUGAUUUUGACCACCACUGAAGCCUUGCUGGGACCAAAAAAGAGACUUCAAGAAGGUGAAUGAACACAAAGCCUCAUAUAAAACUUGUAUGCUCCUGUACAUUAUAUGGGGUUUACAUUACUAUUUCUGCCAUGGAUUUUAAACUGGGAGUCUGACCAGGAAGUUCCAAACUAAAAGUUUUUUUCUGGACAUGUGAUGUAGCAUUAUGGAUUUUUUCAUCUUUCACUCUCAAGUCCACAUCAGCAGUCAAGGAUAGAAAAACAUUGGACUAUGUGGUAAAUCUUUAAAAUGAAUAUUUCUCAAGAUCUGAUCCUUACUAUGCAGUUGAAAUGUGAAUACAGGAGGUACCAGUUCUAAAUGAGAGAUUUAGUGCUACAGACUAAGAAUCUGCUGUAAUUAAGUACGAAGCAGGAUUUAAACUGAUCACAUAUUGUUAUCUUAAUUAUGGAAAAAUAACUCGAUACUACAAUUAAGAUACUGUGAAACUGCAACCUUGUCUGCAGGAUAACCUGAACUUGCUUUUUAACUAGUAGAAAAGUUUAUCAGAUGUAU